Lycium ferocissimum is the source of this 1509-nucleotide messenger RNA. RefSeq lists its product as uncharacterized. Bases 278 to 1117 code for a protein of 279 amino acids. The record is from RefSeq and is a predicted model, not a curated record. Lineage: Eukaryota; Viridiplantae; Streptophyta; Magnoliopsida; Solanales; Solanaceae. The transcript has 4 exons.
UGGCCUGUGAGAAUUAUCAUUAGAUCAUUUAGUUUGGAACUUACCUUGUAAGUACUGCACCAUUAAAUAAAUCACUGCUUAGACUUAAAUUUCAUUUUUCAGUUUAUUCUAUAUGUUCUAUUCUAUAUGUACCUUAUCAUUUGUCAUGUGAAGAGUGCUGAACUUAUUAAAAGUUCAUUGCAUUUGGUAUUUGAUUAAGUUGGACUUCGGUAAGUUUGCACCUUUCGUGGAAAUACUAAAGAAAUGACCUGAUGGGCAAUACCCCAUUUGCAGUGAAAUGUUGCAAUAUAUGCAAAAUGUGUGUACUUCGUCAAGAGUUUUAAUUUCUUCAAUGUUUACCGAAUUUCCAACCCAAUCACAGUAUGGUCUGUUCGAAUUGAUUUUUCAGGUCUCAUUUGGAGGUUUGAAGGUUCUGGGACUCUAUGGAUUAGACAGUGAGUUAUGGUUCCACCAACUUUGCUCAAGGACACCGACCUUCAGAGAAUUGGAAGAAUUAACAAUUUACGAAUGCGACAAGAUAAGGAACUUGUUUUCUUCUUCUUCAAUCGGGGCCUUGGUGAAUCUGAAGGAACUAGUGAUAGACGGCUGCUCACAGAUUGAAGCUGUAAUUGUAGAUGAUGAAGAAGGAGAGGGAAUGAGCAUGAAGCUUCAAUUUCUUAAAUUGGAAAAAUUAAGGCUGAUUGCCUUACCAAAGUUGGGAAGCUUUAGCCAAAGCAAACAUGCUCUACAAUUUCCCUCGCUGGAGAGCUUGUGUAUCUGCAAUUGCGGUGAAAUGCAGACCUUUGCCCAAGGAUACAUAAAUACACCAAGAUUGAAGGACUUUCAAAUAAAUUUUGAAUCCUUUCCGGUGAAUGACAUAAAUAAUUCCUUACGCCAUCAAUUUGAGAAAAAGCAUGCAAAACAAAAGGAAGAAGUAGCAGAAACAAUAGUCACGGAAGAAGAGGAGGAUGAUGUGCCACAGGAAAUUCAUGCAAAUGAUGAAGAAAUGGAAGAAGUAGCAGCAGAUCAAAUAACAGUUGAAGUAGAGAAGGAUGAGAAAAAAGAAAUAAUGGAAGAAGAAGCAGAGCAAAUAACAACUGAUCAUGGUAGCAACCUUAUUUUCAACGACAAGAAUUGAAAGUGCAGAAGAGGAAUCCUACAAGUCUAUCACGUAUUCUAACUCGUAUUCUGGAGUUGAUGUUGACCUGAAAGCUGAGUUUACAUUUGUUAGCUGAUCAGUUUGCACCUUUGUUACUUGUGAGCCCCAUAUGUCCUUCCGUUGGAGUCGUUCUACUUUGUCUUAAUUACUUUUGGUUGUUGUUUAAGUCUCCAAGACUAUUAUGAAUUUUCUUGUUCUUGUGUUUUCUCCAUGAUUCCAUGAAAGAUUUAUGGGGUUGUAUUUAGUAUUUGCGGCACCAUGUUUAAGCUUUCUCUGGAUAGUUAUUAUGCUUAAACUUUUUAAAAUGUAAUAAAGAUAUGUUGUGAGGUACGUUGAAUUUGUAUGAUACUGCUUGAGGUUGAUCAGGUUGA